Oryza sativa Japonica Group (Japanese rice) is the source of this 2445-nucleotide messenger RNA. RefSeq lists its product as uncharacterized. The record is from RefSeq and is a predicted model, not a curated record. Gene Ontology annotation, cellular component: endoplasmic reticulum; Golgi apparatus. Lineage: Eukaryota; Viridiplantae; Streptophyta; Magnoliopsida; Poales; Poaceae.
AGAAGAGCCCGAAACAAACGUGACACCAAAGUGGGUAGUAGACACAGAGGUGGCGCAGGCAGCACACAGAAAACCAGCGAGAUUUUACACACGCCUCGCCCUCGCGUUCGCGUCGACGGGAAUAAAAUCCCCCGCGUCUCCUCUUCUCCUCGCGCAACUCGCUCAUCUCAUCGCUCUCGCCUCGACUCGCCUCCACGAAGCCCACCUCGACUCGCCAUGGCCAUGGACGACCUCGCCGGCUCAUCCUCCUCCUCCUCCGCGAUGGACGCCGUGGUCGCCGACCCCUCGCACGGGUGGCAGAAGGUCACCUACCCCAAGCGCCACCGCAAGCAGGGGGCGGCGGCGCUGCCCUCCGCGGCUGCUCCCGAUCUGGGGUUCCUGCCCAACGGCGGCGGCAAGGUCAACGUGUUCGAGGCCGUCGACAGGAACGCCGAGAAGCGCCACCGCGCGCUCCUGGCCGCCAGGGACGCGGCCGACCCCGACGCCGCGCGGAUCGCCGCCGCCACGGCCUCCGCGUACUCUGACGACGACGACGACUCCGACGAGGCGCAGGCGACUCGCCCCGAGGGGGAGGUGAAGAAGCCCAAGGUGAAGAAGCCGAAGAAGCCCAAGGUGACGGUCGCCGAGGCGGCCGCUCUGAUCGACGCCGAGAACCUCGCGGCGCAUCUCGUGCAGAUCUCGGAAUCUUACGAGAACCAGCAGGAUAUUCAGCUCAUGCGGUUCGCCGACUACUUUGGCAGGUCAUUUGCAAGCGUGAGCGCCGCCCAGUUCCCCUGGGCGAAGAUGUUCAAGGAAUCACUAGUGUCCAAGAUGGUUGAUAUUCCCUUGUGCCAUAUUCCUGAACCAGUUCGCAACACAGCGAGUGACUGGAUCAAUCAGAGAUCUCCUGAUGCCCUGGGAGACUUUGUCAUGUGGUGCAUAGACAGCAUCAUGUCUGAACUGUCAGGUCAAGCAGUAGGCGCUAAGGGUUCAAAGAAGGCCGCACAGCAAACUCCAAGGGCCCAGGUUGCAAUAUUUGUUGUGCUUGCCUUGACUGUAAGAAGGAAACCAGAGGUACUAACAAACGUCCUGCCAAAAAUAAUGGGAAACAAUAAGUAUCUUGGGCAGGAAAAGCUUCCAAUCAUUGUUUGGGUUAUUGCUCAGGCAUCUCAAGGUGACCUAGUGACUGGAAUGUUUUGUUGGGCUCAUUUCCUGUUUCCCACACUGUGUGCUAAGCCAAGUGGGAAUCCCCAGACGAGAGAUUUAGUUCUGCAGUUGCUCGAAAGAAUUUUGUCUGCCCCCAAAGCUCGAGGCAUCUUACUGAAUGGUGCUGUUAGAAAGGGGGAACGCCUGAUUCCCCCUGUUACAUUUGAUCUGUUCAUGAGAGCUGCAUUUCCUGUUUCCAGCGCUCGUGUAAAGGCUACAGAGAGGUUUGAAGCAGCCUACCCAACAAUCAAGGAGUUGGCCCUUGCUGGUCCUCCUGGCUCAAAAACCGUGAAACAAGCAGCACAGCAGCUUUUGCCAUUGUGUGUGAAAGCAAUGCAAGAAAAUAACGCAGACCUCACCGGGGAGUCUGCUGGUGUAUUCAUUUGGUGCCUGACUCAAAAUGCAGAGUCCUACAAGCUGUGGGAAAGACUUCAUCCUGAAAAUGUUGAAGCCAGUGUUGUAGUCCUUAGCACUAUAGUCACAAAAUGGAGCGAGCUGUCUCAUAAGCUCAGUGCUGAAUCUCUUAAGGUGACUCUGAAGAACUUAAGGACUAAGAAUGAGGCGGCCCUAGAAGCAGCAACGGACUCUGGAAAGCAGGCAUCUAUCAAGGCCGCGGACAAGUAUUCCAAGGAGAUCCUUGGAAGGUUGAGCCGCGGCGGAGCCUGCCUGAAGGGCAGCCUGCUGGUUAUCACGCUUGCUGUUGCCGCAGGCUUUGUGCUAUCUCCUAACCUGGAGAUCCCAUCCGACUGGGACAAGCUCCAGGCCAUGGUGGCGUCUCACCUGUCGUUCUAGAAGUAUAUUUGUCCAGCAGUUGAUAAAAGCUUAUACAGAGAAUCCAAAGGAGAUGAAGUGAAGAUUCUAGGAGUGAAUGAAGAAGGCUAAUAAGAAGGGAUAGAUCCUAGAAAAGAAUACAGUUACCUUUUUCGCAUCUUUUCCCAAGCCCGUAGUUGGGGGGAGAUGCAAGCAACUUUGCAGAGAUAGAGAGUUAAAAAGUUUUAAUCGGGUUAGACUGAUCGGUCAGAAGAAGGAAAGGUUGGGCCAAAUGGUUCGGCCUGAGGACUAACACCACCUUUGCUCUAUCUCGUUUUUCUGCAUCUGCAGCAUCUCAGAUGAUGAGAAACAUUUUUGCUUCUUUUGUUUUUCCUUUUUCUUCUGAAUCUUGUUUGCUUUUACCAACAUGCCAUGUGUGAUAUUAUUGCUGAAUCAUCUGUACUUGUUGGUGUUGAUGAUAUCAUAUCCUGCUAUGUUGUGGUGUACCAA